CUGCGCCUCUCACACGCGGAGUAGGUAGCAAGACAGGAAACAUGCCGACCCACCUUCACAAGAACCGCAAGAAGCGCGGUCACGUGUCCGCGGGACACGGUCGCAUCGGCAAGCACCGCAAGCACCCCUCCGGUCGCGGUAACGCCGGUGGCCAGCACCACCACAGGAUCAUGAUGGACAAGUACCACCCUGGUUUUUUCGGAAAGGUUGGUAUGCGCCACUUCCACAAGCUGAAGAACCACUACCACUGCCCCAUCAUCAACCUCGACAAGCUCUGGACGCUCGUGGGUGAGGAGAAGCGCGUGGAGUGCGCCAAGGACAAGAGCAAGGCGCCCGUGAUCGACCUCACCGACCACGGCAUCUUCAAGCUCCUCGGCAAGGGUCAGCUCCCCGAGCAGCCCGUGGUGGUGAAGUGCCGCUACAUUAGCAAGCUCGCGGAGAAGAAGAUCAAGGAGGUCGGCGGUGCCGCCAUCCUCACCGCCUAAGCGGUUCGGGAGAUUCUUACUCGUGGGUGUUCUUGUGGCGUUACGGGUUUAGUUUACGUGUGUGUAUUGAGCUGAACCUAACUCGAAA
This is a messenger RNA of Micromonas commoda, 573 nucleotides long. RefSeq lists its product with no specific name. Gene Ontology annotation, molecular function: structural constituent of ribosome. Gene Ontology annotation, biological process: translation. The transcript has 3 exons. The coding region runs from base 42 to 485 and encodes 147 amino acids. Gene Ontology annotation, cellular component: cytosolic large ribosomal subunit; ribosome. The record is from RefSeq and is a predicted model, not a curated record. NCBI's taxonomy places the organism in Eukaryota, Viridiplantae, Chlorophyta, Mamiellophyceae, Mamiellales, Mamiellaceae.